Messenger RNA from Cylas formicarius (sweet potato weevil), 1245 nucleotides. RefSeq names its product ras-related protein M-Ras-like. Bases 194 to 790 code for a protein of 198 amino acids. The transcript has 2 exons. Gene Ontology annotation, molecular function: GTPase activity; GDP binding; GTP binding. Gene Ontology annotation, biological process: signal transduction. Gene Ontology annotation, cellular component: plasma membrane. The record is from RefSeq and is a predicted model, not a curated record. NCBI's taxonomy places the organism in Eukaryota, Metazoa, Arthropoda, Insecta, Coleoptera, Brentidae.
UUCUCUGCUGAGAGUACUUGUAUUUUGGGUUUUUUGUUGCUGAACAAGCUUUAUUUUAUCGCGAAAUAAAAUGAUUAAGUUAAACGCUAAUGUCAGUAUGGGAACUAAUUCUUAACCGGUAAUCACGAAAAACGACCUCAAACGCGAACGAACGCUUUUUAAUACCUUCAACCGGGAUUAGAAUGAAGGCAUAAUGACGAAACCCCCGACAGAUAAUCUCCCGACCGUAAAACUGGUGGUGGUCGGCGACGGUGGCGUCGGCAAGAGCGCCAUCACCAUCCAGUUUUUCCAGAAACUCUUCGUCACCGACUACGAUCCUACCAUCGAAGACAGCUACCUGCAGCAUGUCGAAGUGGACGGCCAGUGGUGCAUGCUGGACGUUUUAGAUACGGCCGGACAGGAAGAGUUUAGCGCAAUGAGGGAACAGUACAUGAGGAAAGGCGACGGGUUCUUGUUGGUCUAUUCCGUAACCGACAAGAAUAGCUAUGAGAACAUUAUACAUUUUCACACUCAGAUAUUGAGAGUAAAGGACAGAGAUACGUAUCCUAUGCUCUUGGUGGCGAAUAAAGUAGAUCUGGUGCACCUGCGAAAGGUAACCGAGGAACAGGGAAGGGAAUUGGCUCACAAGUUAGGCAUACCCUAUAUCGAGACGAGCGCUAAAGAUCCCCCGCUCAACAUUGACGCGACAUUUCACGAGGUGGUGAGGAUCAUACGAAACCAACCACAGAAUGACAGUGACAAGAGGAAAAAGAAGAAGCUGCAAAAGUUCUCCAAGUGCGUUUUGGUUUAGGUAUUUUCAGUUUCAGUCCAGAUUUUGGGUAAUAUAUUAUAUAUGUUCGUCGUUACUAUGUAUGUGCCAGUCUUUUCGAUUGUGUCUUGUAUAAAACUAACACAAUAUUGAGUUAGCUUGUUGAUGUUUUACGAUUUUUGCUGGCUACCAAAGCAAAUUUAUUUUGAUCGUUAAUAAUGCACAACUUACAGUACAAUUCCGUUUAUCCGGAAAAUUUCUCCAAAGAUUUAGUUUUGGGUUAAUUAUACAUCGAACGUUUUUAUCUGGCGGGUGUUUAAAAAUAGCCGUUGCCGGCUUCAAAAAUUGGCCUAAUUCCAGUUGCUUUCGAAUGUUUAUACUGUCCUGAUCGCCGCUCACAGAACGUAACGAUAUCGGACUGACAACCACGUUUUCACUUCUAUUAUUAAUCCGUAUUUUGUAUUAACGCUGUAGAUUAUUGAAUAUAAAUCGAUGUU